This is a messenger RNA of Mercenaria mercenaria, 2857 nucleotides long. RefSeq lists its product as uncharacterized. Bases 456 to 2114 code for a protein of 552 amino acids. The transcript is spliced from 2 exons. The record is from RefSeq and is a predicted model, not a curated record. NCBI's taxonomy places the organism in Eukaryota, Metazoa, Mollusca, Bivalvia, Venerida, Veneridae.
UAGAAUGUUUAAAAGUAUUCUGGAAGCCGUAUAACCUUAACCAGUGAAUAUUUUAUCUUCUUUAUUUAGUAAACUAUUCAAGUUUCUAGAUUAAGAAAUAGCAAGUGUUUAAUACUUUUUAUACACGGUGGGCGGUUAUACGUCAAACUUGGUAAUUUCAUGAGGGUGCAGCCUCACAUCGGGUAUUCGGCUGCCUACUCAUGUGAGCAAUAACGUCCGCGUUUGAUUUAUAUACAUGUAGGUGUAUUGGAUAUUCACACCUUCAACAGAAACACAUUUAUCAACGGACGGAAAACUUGGAGCCGUGAUUCUGUUAAUAAACAGAAGUGAAAUUACAAUCUCUGUGAAAGCACUAUAAUUAUUGAAGUUAUACAGGUGAACAAAUGAUUUGAAAAAUAAACAAAAGAAAAUUACAACAACAGAAAGAAAAUUAUAUCGAAGACCACAUUUCUAUAAUGGAUAUACUUCGCAUAAGAGAUGAAAAUGCUGACCAUGCUAAUAGAGAAAUGGUUGUGUUGACUUCUGCAGAAAUGUUUUCUUUGCUUUAUUUUCUAUACCUAAAAUUUCGCGGGACUUACGACAAGAGGCUUGUUCAAAAAAAACACUCUAUAGUAGAAUAUUUCUUUGAAGCAUUUAUGAAAAAUGUUUACUUUGCUUUACGAAUGGAUGAUGAACUGGACGAAAUAUUCGAUUUAGUUCUGGCAGGUAGCGCGGCAGAAGGUACUUUUAAUAGCAAAAGUGAUGUUGACAUUAUGCUUGUUUGGAAAUGUUUAAAGUGUUGUGAGCCUAGCUGCACUGAGAUAUACAACCGGAAAAGGAAAGGUGUAUUUAUCGCAGACAGAGUAAAUGCUUCUCCUGGAUAUUCGCUUUUGUUAGGGUAUAACUCGUCGUUUCCUGGUGUCACUGACAAUAAGAUCAGAAAGGUGAAUUUGCAAACAUGUGGUGAAUUCCAAAAAGCAAUUUCAAAUAGAUAUUUCAAAAGAAUGUUUAUAAUAUAUCUGAAGAUUUUUCUUCGUAAUAUCUGUGAAGAUACGUUUUUAGAAAAGCCGGUACAACAACUGCUAGAAUCUGGACCAGCAAUUAACCUUGAAAUUUACUUGCGGAAACUUUCUCGGUUUCUGUCAUUUGAUAGAGUUUUUGCUAUACCAUACGAAGACAGAACUCUUCUAAAGUCUUGGGUAGAACGAAAAAGGCGCUACGGAUGGCCCUCGCAAGAACUGAUUUCAGAAAUUUCAAAAAUGCCUUGUCAUUUGGUUCCUGUCGGGCGGAAGGGCAGUCAGCUUGAGGAAUACGAAUGGAGAAUUUGCUACAUUUUUGCGGAGAGACAAUUGAUGCGUUCUCUGAAUGAAGUGCAGCUGAUGUUGUAUCAGAGCAUCAAAGUUCAGUGCAAAAGUAAUGUCAAAUGUGUGUCAUCUUAUAUAAUAAAAAACUUGAUUCUAUGGUUAGCAGAAACAUUGCCUCAACAUUGCUUUCAAGAAAAGUAUUAUUUUGCUCUCGAAUAUGCCACAAUGGCGGCUUUAGUAUGGUGUGUAAAGAACGGCAAACUUCCAUGCUACAUGAUUCCUGAAAGAAACUUAAUUGCUGAUAAACUUACAGGAAGUGAAAAACAAACUAUUCUAAAGCAAUUACGUGAAUAUUUACCAAACUAUCGUUACUGUCCAUUUUCUGCGUCUUCGAAGAAAAUUGGAUGCACUAUAUUGACCACUGAACUACUGAAUAUUUGUGAAAACUUGAAGGAAAGUGAAAGGGUACUCUUCUUAAAACAGUACCAGAACACAAUCAAAACACGUUUAAAAAUGAAAUAUUCUGUUUUAAAAUACAGCAGUAUUUUAAAUAACCCAGGCUUUACGCUUCUCAUCUAUUCGUUUAGGCUAUGCCAUAUGACUGGGUCACGACUUCCAGAUGUCUUUGUUGGACUUCUUGCUGGUUGUAUAAAGGUAUACGCAAAACAAUUUGCAAGGACUAUGUUAAAAGGGAUAUAUGAUCACAUUACUUCGCGGUUGUAUGGAUGUAUAAAAAAUACCACAGUGCGUGUUAGAAGGAAAGUUCCGGUAACUGCAAUCGAAGUUAGUUUGGCGGUAAUUUCAUUCUGGCUACAUAUUACAACGAUAUGAGAUUUUAAAAGAUAUAAUGUGAAAUCAUUAAUAUUCGUGGGGGACUAAUUUUCGUGGAUUUCGUGGUUGAGUCAAUCCACGAAAUUUAAUCCCAACGAACAAGUAAAAUUCCCAUUCAUUUUAUGUUCAAAAGUUGAAAUCCACGAAUUUAUAUCCCCACGAAACUGCCGUUUUGACCAAAACCGAGAAAUUUCAUGCCCACGAAAUUAAAUGAUUUUACAGUAUCUGAUUUUUGGUCAGUUGUUCUAACUGUGAUGUAACGUAUGUUACAAGAAAAUAAACAUUGAAUUAUAAAACUGAAAGAAAAAAAGAAGAUAUGACAAACAUAUCACAUGUUGAAUUAUAAAGCAGAAAGAAAAAAAGGAGAUAUGACAAACAUAUCACAUGUCUUAUAUCAACAUGCACGUUUAAAUCUUAUCCAAACUUGUUUUGUUUUUCUCUGGACACCUAGUAUCUCCAUUUCCGGACAAUUCUUCCUUUUCUCAAUGUGUGGUUCACUAUAGCCGCUACACAUUUUUCCGCAAAAUUGAAAUGUCGGUGUAAAUGUCAUCAUUUUAUUUAGUGUGUGCUAUUGCAUAUUUUAACAUUGUUUAUCCGAGAAUUUUCCUUUUUCAAGAAGGAUAUGCUUUGUUCGCACUGCAAUUAUUAUAUUGUUUACUUCUGGGGAUCAGUGAAAUUUAUAUGGUUGUACUACAAAGAUGUUUGAUAUUACAAGUUAUGAAAUAUAUGAUCAGUCAUAGAUA